AUGAACUUCCUGGUGUCGGCGGGGUCGAGCGAGGCGCUGGAGGACGCCACGCGACAGCUGCGGACACUGGUGGACAGAGUGCAGACGCAUCUGCAGAAGAAGGCGCGCGCACGCCCGGCGGUGGAUGCAGCAGGUGCUGAAGCUGCGUACGCUCAGAGGAAUGAGCCACCGACGCACUUCGUUGCGCGCCGUCGAGUGCGGCGGUACCCGGACCACGCGCGGUGGGCGCCGAGAAGUUACCCGACACAGAUGCGUGAAGCAGGAUAUCCGAUGUACGCGGUGCCGUCGCCGCAUGGGAAGGAACAGGGGCAGCAGAUUUCGCGAACUCGACCACGGCAUAUUUAUCAGGGAGCAGCGCCAAACCACUUUGCACAGGCAGAGUACAGUCCGUAUGAGUACGGCGAUGAAGGAGAGGAGAAUGGCGAAGAUUUCGCUGCGUACGACGAAGCUGUGGAUCUCACGAACGAGAAUGCUGGCGCGAACGACUCGUCUGAGUUUGUAGACGUUCCAAGGCAGCACCAGCCCGUUCAUCAACCUCGCAGAAGUCUUAAGCGCCCGCUUAGCACGAUGCGAAGUGAGGGCCCGCCACCGCCAACUAUUUACCGGCAACGAAUGCCGUAUAUUUAUGACUAUGUGUAUGAUGAUGAGGAUGACGAAUGGAUGACCGACGACGAAGAAAUGGCUAUUGCCUAUGGAUACCCCCCACAAUAUCGCCAUGUGGAGAUCCCGGUUGUGCGCCGGCGACGACGAUUUGAUAGUGUUAGUUCG
Phytophthora sojae is the source of this 768-nucleotide messenger RNA. RefSeq lists its product as hypothetical. The transcript is spliced from 2 exons. The annotation marks the transcript as partial. NCBI's taxonomy places the organism in Eukaryota, Oomycota, Peronosporomycetes, Peronosporales, Peronosporaceae. The record is from RefSeq and is a predicted model, not a curated record.